This is a messenger RNA of Tilletiopsis washingtonensis, 2037 nucleotides long. RefSeq lists its product as hypothetical. Lineage: Eukaryota; Fungi; Basidiomycota; Exobasidiomycetes; Entylomatales. The record is from RefSeq and is a predicted model, not a curated record. The transcript has 2 exons. Bases 1 to 2037 code for a protein of 678 amino acids.
AUGCAGUCUUCGCACAGCGACGACGUCGAGGUCAUGCUUCCGCUCGACCCUUUCACCUACCAGCGGCGUGCUCGGUACAGCGACGAGUCCGAGGCCAAGCUCGCUCGCGUGAUUCUCAGUCCCCUCAACACCCACUCCUUCUCUCCACCCUCGCGUCUCAGCGGCAGCGAUGGUGACUGGUCGCCCACAAGUUCGCGCGCCAGUGAUCUCUCGUGCCUCAGCGAGGCAGCCACGUCGCUUCGCCGCACUCGCUCCGGCUCUGCCCGUUCCAUCUCGCCUCCUCUCAGCCCUGCUGUCGCUCUGGCGCCGCUCGACUGCGCCUCAGGCGGCGGCUCCUUCUCCAGCAUCGACCUCACCUGCUGCUCGCCCGAUCUCGAGCUCAACGUCGAUCCCUUCGAGAAGGCUUUCGCUGCUUCCUUGACCGCAGUCGACGGUCACUCUCUCAGCGAGACGCAGACACUGUCACCGUCCCUCGACUCUCUCGAUGACGUCGCUCGUCUAGCGGCCUUCCGCCUCGGCUGCUCAACUCUCAACACACCCUGCACUCCGCCUCUGAAGCGCCGCACUCACGUCUCGACGGGCAACGAGAGCCACGAGCAAAGCGCGUUCGAGGGCCUCGGCAUCUCUCUCGAGCCCGCGGCGAAGCCGCGACGCAAGCAUGCUCGCCGCAACGCCAUGGAUCUGACCUCUGACUUCUCUGUCGCUGGCUCGCGCGAGGCCUUUCUCGCCAGCCUGCUGCCGUCUUCGCCGGCACCGACGCUGCCGCCGAAGGACGUCGCGCCUCAACUGAUCGACACUGCGAUGCAGCACGACGAGGUGCCGCAGCGCACGCCGACGGCUGCAGCGACUAGCGUCCGCGGCAUUCUGCAGGCGCAGGAAGAGGCCAUGAUGGCUGCCCGACGCAUGCUGGCGCCGCGCGUGGACGAGCCGAUGGCGGAAAUCGAGGAGGAAGUUGCAGGGGUGGAAGAUCUGGCGGAAACAUGUGAGGGCAGCGAGGAGAAGGCGGGCAGAACCGACCUCACUGCUGUGCUAGACGAGAUGGACAUCAGCGGCGACGACUCUUGGUCGUUCAUCUUGUCGCUCUCCUCGCGCACCCGCUCAGCGGACCCGGUCGGCUCGCAGUCGGUGCCAGCCUCUCCUGUGCUCGCCUGUUCUUCCAGCACGCCUCUUCUCUCGCAAGCCUCGCCUCGCCGUCUCUCCAUGUCGCCGCAUCAGCGCUCUACGAGCCUCUUCGGUCUCUCUUCGACGUGCAUGCUGAACGAGGGAGCUGCGCGCCUCCUGGAGCGGACAGGCAGAAAGGCUCGCAUCCGCCGACUGCGCGGCGAGACAUUCGAGGCUGGCACUCCGACACGAGUGCGAGAGCUGGUGCAGCGGGACUCUAUGGCAGCAGCUGGAGAGAGCCCGAUGACGAAGCGCAUCCAGACGCUCAUCGACGCAUGGCGCGGCGGUGUCUCUCCGUUCGCGUGCGACGAGGACGAGGCAAUGCCUGCGCAUCGCUCCAUCGCCACCACGCUCGGCAGCUCUCCGCUGCGCGCCACCUUUGGCACUUCCGUCUCGGCGCCGACGCUCGCGAGUGCGCCCAUGCUGCCUCCCCUUCCGCCACAGCUGGGAGUGCGCAGAGGCUCGCUGCCUCGAGACAGUCUCGAGCUCUCGCUGCCCGCUCGCAACAAGGCGGCACUGGUGUUCUCGCAGCCACAGCCUCUGCCUCUUCCAUCCACCUGCUCCGCGCAACCUCUGCGUCGUCGUCGACCUCCUCCUCUGCACCUCUCCUCCGCGCAAGUCUCUGCAGCGCCUCACUCCGCCUGCGCCUUCAGUGCCUCACCCGGCGUCUUUGAGAGUGCGCAUCGUCGGCAUCUCUCUGACGACACGUCGCUCCCUCCUGCCUCGCUCGUGCGUCGCAGAAACGGCACUGGCGUCGGUACCGUCACGACGGCUGUACGCGUCAAUGUCCGCGGUGUCGCUGCUACGCACAUGCCGCGACUCGUCGUGCGCAAGAUGCCAAGCAGUGGCGCUCUCUCGCCGCUCGCUAGGUCUUAA